UACACAUAGAUACCAUCAUAGUCCAAGUCCAACACCAUCAAAUAUUUAUAGAUACAUUUAUAAGUGUACAUUUUAGUGCAAUCUGUCACACGUGCCGGGUUCAUAAAACUCUUUACUUAUUAUAUUAAUAAAUAAACAAAAAUGAGUACCCCAACUAUUGAAAGUAAUCAAAAACAAUGCAAAAUAAGCCAAGAAAAUAAUUUAAAAGAUAAAGAGUCAGAAGAAAUGUUGAUAACUGAAGAUGAAUUAAAUGCAAUUAAAAAUAAUUGGCUGACAAAAACACAAUUGACAUCCAAUAAAUUAGAAUAUCCAGUGCUACCUAAAAAAGAGGCACGUAAUAUUUUGAUAACCUCAGCACUACCGUAUGUUAAUAAUAUUCCGCAUUUAGGAAAUAUAAUUGGCUGUGUACUGUCAGCAGAUAUUUUUGCUCGUUAUUGUCGUCAGAGAAAUUAUAACACCUUGUACAUAGGAGGUACUGAUGAAUAUGGUACCGCUACGGAAGCUAAAGUACUUGAAGAAAAGAUGUCAUGCAAAGAAAUAUGUGAUAAAUAUUACAAUAUUCAUGACGAAGUUUACCGCUGGUUCAAUAUCGCAUUCGAUCGUUUUGGACGUACGACUACUAAAGAACAAACGGAGGUUGUUCAAGAUUUUUUCCUGAGAGUUAAAGACGAGGGGUUCAUUUUCACUGAUACAGUUGAUCAGCUGCGAUGUGAGAACUGUGAAAAAUUUUUGGCCGAUCGUUUCGUCGAGGGAACUUGUCCUGAUUGUAAAUAUGAGGAUGCGAGAGGUGACCAGUGUGAUGGCUGUGGUCAUCUGAUUAAUGCUCCGGAAUUAAUUAAUCCGAGAUGUAAAUUGUGCAACCAGACACCGGUCAUUAAAUCCUCGGAACAUUUCUUUUUGGAUCUUCCUAAGAUUGAACCAAAAGUUAAAGAAUGGGUCGCAGAAGCCGAGAGUAAAUGGUCAUCGGUAGCCAGAGCAAUAGCAAAACCCUGGUUGCGUGAUGGAUUGAAAUCACGUUGCAUUACCCGUGAUAUUAAAUGGGGAAUACCAGUCCCACUGGAGGGAUACGAAGACAAAGUAUUUUACGUUUGGUUCGAUGCACCUCUUGGUUAUUUGAGUAUCUCCAAAAAUUACCACAAAGACUACGAACAGUGGUGGAAACCUGAAAAGGAAAUGGAUGUUUCAUUGUAUCAAUUCAUGGCUAAAGAUAACGUACCCUUCCACGCAAUAAUGUUCCCCGCAUCUCUGCUAGCUGCUAAUCAAGGAUAUAUUCUUGUGAAGCACAUCAUGGCCGUCGAGUAUCUUAAUUACGAAGAUACUAAAUUCUCAAAGUCACGUGGUGUUGGCGUUUUUGGCACUGACGCACGUGAUACUGGAAUACCUGCUGAUGUUUGGAGAUUUUAUUUAGCGUAUGUCCGUCCCGAAGGUCAAGAUACGAAUUUCAACUGGACUGAUUUAGCGACUAAAACCAAUAGUGAACUAUUGAAUAAUUUUGGCAAUUUUGUUAACAGAUCUCUUGCAUUUGCUGAAAAAAAUUACGAUGGGGUAAUCCAAGAAAUGGAACUACGUGACGAGGAAUACAAUUUAUUGGCCCAUGUACAACGUGAAUUAACACAAUAUAACUUAUUAAUGGAACAAGCUAAGCUUCGUGAUAGUUUGAAAUUAAUUUUAUCGAUAUCCAAGCUCGGUAACCAGUAUCUGCAAGCACAGCAACCCUGGGCUAAGAUUAAAGGAAAUGAUGACGACAAAAAAAUUGCUGGAACAGUUUCGGGUAUUUGUUGCAAUUUAAGUUGUCUUCUGUCAUCGCUGAUUGGUCCAUUUAUGCCCAUGAUAUCACUUGCUUUGAGAUCUCAACUAGGUCUUGAAUCUCAUUACGGAUUAAUACCGGACACGGUGACGAUUUUAUUGGAACCGGGACAUAAAAUUGGCAAAUCAUUUCCGCUGUUCACUAGAAUCACUGACAAAGAAAUUCAAGCUUACCGUGAUAAAUUCGGUGGCGUUAAAGAAGAAAAAGUUAAGAAAAAUAAAAAAACUCAGAAGCAAAGCAAACAAAAUAAAAACCCAGUGGCUGAAUUAGAAAAAUCAAUGGCCGAUUUGAAGAAUUAAUUUAGAUAAAAAUCUAUUUAAUUUUUGUUAAUUUUCUUAAUUAAAUUCAAUGACUAGACAAUUUUUUUUACUUAAAUUUUUGCUGUAAUUAUUUAUUUUAUUUAUAAAAACAAAGUGGGUCAUUUUUA
Molecule: messenger RNA, 2234 nt
Organism: Microplitis demolitor
Lineage: Eukaryota; Metazoa; Arthropoda; Insecta; Hymenoptera; Braconidae
Gene: MetRS
Product: methionine--tRNA ligase, cytoplasmic
Exons: 5
Coding region: 142-2106 (654 amino acids)
Biological process (GO): methionyl-tRNA aminoacylation
Cellular component (GO): cytosol; aminoacyl-tRNA synthetase multienzyme complex
Molecular function (GO): ATP binding; methionine-tRNA ligase activity
Source: RefSeq, a predicted model, not a curated record